Choloepus didactylus (southern two-toed sloth) is the source of this 6785-nucleotide messenger RNA. RefSeq names its product BRD4 interacting chromatin remodeling complex associated protein like (gene BICRAL). The record is from RefSeq and is a predicted model, not a curated record. The transcript is spliced from 13 exons. Gene Ontology annotation, cellular component: SWI/SNF complex. NCBI's taxonomy places the organism in Eukaryota, Metazoa, Chordata, Mammalia, Pilosa, Megalonychidae. The coding region runs from base 448 to 3687 and encodes 1079 amino acids. Gene Ontology annotation, biological process: positive regulation of DNA-templated transcription.
UAAGAACUGUGGAGACCAAACUGUCAGCUCCCUGAGGGCAGCCCCCAGCCUGGUGGCCUCUGCGGUGGUGCCAGCACCAAGCUCACAGCCACCACACGUGCUGCUGUUCAACGUUGGUUGGCUGACGGAAGCUGCCCACUGCUGCCCUGCGCAUCUUUUCCCGCCACCCAGACUAGACCAUGUGUGGCGAGAACCGAAGUUCGGAGGUAGACGAGCAAGCGAGCGGUUUGCCCGGGCGCAGAGCAUGAAGGCCGGGCGGGCGCGGGGAGCGGGCGCCCGCCGCCCGGCGCGGGGGUGAGCGAGAGAGAGAGCGGAGCGCGUGUGGCCGGCGCCGCUCGGCCGGGAGCUCCCGCGCCCGCGCCCCGCGCCCCGCGCCCGCCGCCGCCGCCCCUGGUGCGAUGGCGCAGAAACCCCGUUGACAAGGCACUGCUUUUUCAUGACGUUGUCAUGGAUGAUGAUGAUGAUUCGUGUCUCCUUGAUCUUAUUGGAGACCCACAGGCAUUGAACUAUUUUCUACAUGGACCUAGUAAUAAAUCUAGCAAUGAUGACUUGACUAAUGCAGGAUACUCUGCAGCCAACUCAAAUUCAAUUUUCGCCAACUCUAGUAAUGCUGAUCCUAAGUCAUCCCUCAAAGGUGUAAGCAACCAGCUUGGAGAAGGACCCAGUGAUGGACUGCCACUUUCAAGUAGCCUUCAGUUUCUUGAAGAUGAACUUGAGUCUUCUCCUCUUCCUGAUCUCAGUGAGGACCAACCUUUUGACAUUCUUCAGAAAUCCUUGCAAGAGGCCAAUAUCACUGAACAGACAUUGGCAGAAGAGGCAUAUUUGGAUGCCAGUAUAGCUUCAAGCCAACAAUUUGCACAAGCUCAGCUUCAUCCUUCUUCAUCAGCAUCCUUUACUCAGGCUUCUAAUGUUUCUAAUUACUCAGGUCAGACGCUACAGCCUAUAGGGGUGACUCACAUGCCUGUUGGAACAUCAUUUGCAAGCAAUACAGUGGGUGUGCAACAUGGCUUUAUGCAACACGUGGGGAUCAGUGUUCCCAGCCAGCAUUUGUCUAAUAGCAGCCAGAUUAGUGGUUCUGGUCAAAUACAAUUAAUUGGAUCAUUUAGUAAUCAGCCUUCCAUGAUGACUAUUAAUAAUCUAGAUGGAUCUCAAAUCAUACUAAAGGGCAGUGGGCAGCAAGCCCCAUCAAAUGUGAGUGGAGGGCUUCUGGUUCAUAGACAGACUCCUAAUGGCAACUCCUUGUUUGGGAAUUCCAGUUCCAGUCCAGUAGCACAGCCUGUUACAGUUCCAUUUAAUAGCACAAAUUUUCAAACAUCUUUACCUGUACAUAACAUCAUCAUACAAAGGGGUCUUGCACCAAAUUCAAAUAAAGUCCCAAUUAAUAUCCAACCAAAGCCUAUCCAGAUGGGUCAGCAGAAUACAUACAAUGUGAACAAUUUGGGAAUACAGCAGCACCACGUACAGCAAGGGAUCUCUUUUGCCUCUGCAAGCUCACCCCAGGGCUCAGUAGUUGGCCCUCACAUGUCUGUGAACAUUGUAAAUCAACAGAACCCAAGAAAACCAGUCACCUCACAGGCUGUGAGCAGCGCUGGGGGUAGUAUUGUUAUUCAUUCACCCAUGGGCCAGCCACAUGCACCCCAAAGUCAGUUCCUCAUACCUACAAGCCUUUCUGUCAGUUCUAACUCGGUACACCAUGUCCAGACCAUAAAUGGGCAACUUGUUCAGACUCAACCCUCUCAGCUCAUUUCUGGCCAAGUGGCCUCAGAGCAUGUCAUGUUGAACAGAAACUCUUCCAACAUGCUCAGGACCAACCAACCAUAUUCUGGACAGAUGCUUAACAACCAGAACACUGCCAUCCAGCUAGUGUCUGGGCAGACAUUUGCUGCCUCUGGAAGCCCAGUAGUAGUCAAUCAUGCUUCUCCUCAGAUCGUUGGAGGACAGAUGCCCUUGCAGCAGGCAUCACCAACCGUUUUACACCUGUCACCCGGGCAGAGCAGCGUCUCCCAAGGAAGACCUGGCUUCGCCACCAUGCCCUCGGUGACAAACAUGUCAGGACCCAGUCGGUUCCCUAAUGUCAGCUCUUCCAGCACUGCCCAUCCUAGUCUUGGGUCUGCGGUUCAAUCUGGUGUGUCGGGAUCAAACUUUACCGGAGAUCAGUUGACCCAGCCAAACAGGACUCCAGUACCAGUCAGUGUGUCUCAUCGUCUUCCAGUUUCUUCUUCCAAAUCUACCAGCACCUUCAGUAACACCCCUGGAGCAGGAACUCAGCAACAAUUCUUCUGUCAGGCUCAGAAAAAGAGUUUGAAUCAGACGUCCCCCAUUUCAGCUUCCAAGAGCGCUGAUGGCCUGAGGCAAGCACAGAUCCCUGGUCUCCUGAGCACCGCACUGCCAGGGCAGGAUUCUGGAAGCAAAGUUAUAUCGGCAUCAUUAGGAACCGCACAACCACAACAGGAAAAAAUAGUUGGAUCAUCUCCUGGCCAGCCAACUGUGCAGGUGGAUAGUUAUACUGGAGGACAGAAAAGGCCUGCUACGAAACAACUAACUAAAGGAGCUUUCAUUCUCCAGCAGUUACAGAGGGACCAAGCCCACGCUGUGACGCCCGAUAAAAGUCAGUUCCGCUCACUAAGUGAUGCGGUGCAGAGACUGCUCUCCUACCACGUGUGCCAGGGCGCCAUGCCCACUGAGGAGGACUUGCGGAAAGUGGACAAUGAAUUUGAAACAGUUGCUACUCAGCUCCUUAAAAGGACCCAAGCAAUGCUUAACAAAUACAGAUGUCUGCUCCUAGAAGAUGCCAUGCGGAUCAAUCCCUCUGCCGAGAUGGUGAUGAUUGAUAGAAUGUUCAACCAGGAGGAAAGAGCUUCUCUGUCCCGGGACAAACGUCUGGCCCUUGUAGACCCGGAUGGUUUUCAGGCUGAUUUCUGUUGUUCCUUCAAACUUGAUAAAGUCACUCACGAGAUGCACUUUGGCAGGAGUGACCAGCCUGGCAGUAAAACAACCAGCUCUUUCCAUCUGCCGGCCAAGGCGCAAAGCAGAGACCGAGCCAAGCCAGGCUUGGCAGAACCAAUGAAUCAUGACCAACUUCAUCUAGUGCCUAAUCACAUUGUGGUCUCUGCAGAAGGAAACAUUUCUAAAAAAACUGAAUGCCUCAGCAGAGCACUGAAAUUUGACAAAGUGGGCUUAGCCCAAUACUGGAGCGCUUCUGAAGAGAAACCCAGCCGGAGGGACUCCGUGAGGGCCAGUGAGUGCGCCCCUGGCCCUGAGGGGCACCAGAAGACCUCGUCCAGACCAGACUAUGGUCCUGAGAGCCAACUCUCAAGUUCCCUAGCAGAGUCUCACUUGGAGAUGAUGCGCAGCAAUUCCUUCCAAGACAAAGCUCUGAGGAAUUCUCCAAAGAAUGAAGUUUUACACACAGACAUCAUGAAAGGGUCAGGUGAGCCCCAGGCAGAUCUCCAGCUCAGCAAGAGUUUAGAAACAACAUUUAAGAACAUCUUGGAACUCAAGAAGGCUGGGAGGCAGCCCCAGAGUGACCCUGCGGUUGGCGGCUCUGUUGAGUUAGAUUUCCCCAACUUUUCUCCAAUGGCUUCGCAGGAGAACUGCCUGGAAAAGUUCAUCCCGGACCACAGUGAAGGCGUUGUAGAAACAGACUCCAUUUUAGAAGCAGCUGUAAAUAGUAUCCUAGAGUGUUAGUAGCAGCAGUCCUUCCCCCCACUCCCACCCCUCAGCCCCCAUCCCCCACCCCCUCACCCCAUCCCGGACAAGUUACAUUCUUUCCUGGCAAAAGCAAAUGGAAACUGUCUCCUGUCUCCAGCCUGCUUGGUCUUUCAUCACAGGUUAUUCUUUCUGAUCUCAACCCUGUUCUUUAUUUAAGAGCAAUACUUGUCGUGGUUACAGGGAAAUCCUUCGUAAAAUUAAUCCUUGUUAAGAAAGCAGUCUGAUAGGCCCUACACAUUUCAAAUGUUAUGAAAGUGCUUACAGUCAUUUUCUGUUUGUUUAUUUGCUUUAUUUUUCAAAACAUUGUAACUCAAUGAGAUCACAGUACAUUUGGCCCUCGGUAAAAUUCUGACAAUCAUAAGUCAUUUGAAAAGAAUAGACUUUCUGAAGAAAAUCUAACAGGACUGAUAGAAGCUACUUUUUAAAGAAUAUCCCACUUCAUCUCCAAAUUUAAGGUUUUGUUUUGUUUUGUUUUUGGGGGGAAGGCCACAUGGUUCUCUCCCCUUAGUCAUCUGAGCAGUAAGUUGCUGGCUGUUCUGCUGGGACUCCGGGUCCUGGUGCAGAAGCCAGUAGCCAAAAGCAGGGCAUGUGCGGGGCUUCCUUGUUCGUUAUUCAAGUGCUUUUCCCAUGUUCCGGGAGCAAAACGUCAUGCUUUUCAGCAUAUCCGGGGUGAAUUUGAUCUAGGGAAUGCUCUGUUCUUAGUGCAACAGCAUGACUUGACAUAAUUUUGCCAGGCUAAAUAAAGGAAAAUGGAAACCAGUAAGUGGCACAGUGUACAGGGGAGGCCAGCCGGGCUAGAGCCAUGAGGAUUAUAAUAUGUAUAUAUAUAAACUCAUAUCCAUGUGAACUCUUAAGAAAAAAAGAGUUUUGCAUUUUAUAAUUGGAUAUAGUCAACAUAUGAUGUGAUAUGUUUUUGUUUGUUGCUGGAUUUUGUUUCAUUUAACCUCUCUUCCCACCCUCUCCCACAACAAUUAGCCAAGCAUCAAAAGCACUUUCAUUUGAAAACUAUGCUGUAACUUUUUAGGUUAAACCUUAAGGGGACUUUGGCCUUGUGUAUGCUUCUUGUUGUCUGAGAACAGUAGUCACCCCUGGCAGCAAUCAUUACCAAAAUAUAGACAAACCAAAGGUAACCAGCCAGCCCACCACUGAAAGGAAAGAUCUAAGACACAGGAUUCCCACUUGAGAGGCAAAGGACAUGUCCUACCAAGGUUCAUGUUUGGCUCCUGUUCAUAUUAGUGGAAAUGACUGACUUAUUGCUUUAUUAUUUAUAUUUCUUUUCAGGGAGCUUCCCCCUUUUAUCCUUUUUUUUGUAUACCUGCCCAGGUCAUUCCAUUUCUAUUGUUAGUUUCAUUCUCAGUGUCACUGUAACCAUCAUUAUCUCCUCUCAUUGGGAUAGCCACACAAUGGUAUUUUGCAUGCACACUUGCAUGUGUGGGUGUGCACAACUCUUAGCUGUUCAGAUCCUGAGAUCAUUUGAUUACAGUGUGUGCACGCUUACUCUCCCUCCUGUGCAACACAUGUUCUCUCUCUCUCUUUUAUUUUGAUUCUCUCUCUGGCUUUAGAGGAGCAACCACUGGCCUCCACUCUAAUUGGUUGCCAGGAUAUGCUUCUGGCUGUCCCCAGAUUGGGGAUGACCCCCUUAUCGUCAUGUUGGGCAUUUCCUUUCCAGAUUGCCCUGCAAUGGAAAGGAAGGCUUCUGGUUUUUAAACAACACAACAGAAGACCUAGACUCUCCCUGCCACCCUGCCCCACCAAACAAAGAAACCCUUUCAGACAGCCAGUCUUUAUAAAAGCAAAGUACCUUCUCUCCCUCCCUCCAGCCAAUAGAAAUUGGAAAAUCUGGACCAUUUUAGGGUAUCCAUUUUUUCCUUACUUGUGCCAAUGUCCACGUUACAGAUAUCCCCCCUUUUCCUGUAUUGUAACAUACUAGAAAGAUAAGUUGGUAUUGCCAGUUGGAACUUUCUGUUUGGGCAGCCCUGGGGUAACACCCUGCCCUGACCUCUAUUCUCCUCUCCAAGAUUUCAUAGGCUCUUCUUCUCUUACGGUUCAUGCUCCCCUAAUUCCUAGCAAGACUUAAAGAUGGUCCCUACUGAUCAAAUUCUUCUCAUUGUGGAACUUUGUACCUGGAAGCCCUCCUAUAGGCAGCUGAUGGUUAAUUACUGCAAAUCAGUGGAAUUCUUGAGACAAGAUAAACUUCAUGUACAUUUGUCCCCUCUCUUUCUUACCUAUUCUGCCCUGCUACCCCAAUCCUAGCUUUUCUGUAUACCAUCUUAUAGGGUUUUUAAGCCCCAACACUUGUCUAACAAAUGGAGAGCCUAAUUUACCAAAACAAAACUUGUAAAUUUUUGUGUCCUUGUUCGUAAGUUGACUUUUUAUGGAGGAAAGAUUCUAGAUAAUGACAAAUGAAGAUUACGAAAUGUAUUUUACUCCUGUGAUUAUGUUAUGUGCACAUGGGUCAUAACUCGCAUGUCGAGCCCCCUCUGGUGACGGGUAAGAGAGCUCAGCCUUGGAUGGCCAGCAUUCAGUUGUUCGGGUUCAUUUAGUUAAGUUUUAGGACUACUUGUACUCAGUAACAAAAAUCACUUUCUUUUUUUUUUUUCCUUUUUUUCUGUUGUGGAAAAGUGUGAAUUUGUUAUUAAGCAUUUGAUUUUCUGUGUCCUUACGUACUGCCUAAAGAUAAAGCAAAUUUUAAACUGGCAAUUACGAAAAAGAAAUAUUUUAGCUCUGAAGAAUUUAGCAGACUUUGUUAGAUUAGGGAGGCCUUACAGACUGACUUGACUUAAAGAGGACGCGUCACUCACUGUCAGUGUGGUGUGGGCUUUAUUUGCUUAAAUACCUUCAUUUGUAUAGUAUGUCUCACUUGAAAUUGCUUUGUAUACAUUUUGUAAAAAUAUUUAUAAAAUGUUUUGUAAAAAAAAGUAUAACAAAUUGCAGUUUAUUUUGUUAUGUUGGAUAAAUACUGUUAAAAGAAACCAGUCAGUAACUAUAUUGUUAAUCCAUGGUUAGGAAAUGUUUAGUUGGAGAAUACAAAAUGAAACAACCAUUGCAAUACAGCCAAAGAUUUGGGAAAAUGU